Messenger RNA from Symbiodinium sp. CCMP2592, 3597 nucleotides. NCBI's taxonomy places the organism in Eukaryota, Dinophyceae, Suessiales, Symbiodiniaceae. The record is from the annotation of a GenBank genome assembly.
AUGGGGCUGCUGACUGUCCCGGUCAACGAAGAGAUCAUGGGCCAAGCAACCUGGCAAGCCGUGCUGCAGCACGCACUUCAGCGCCACGAGGUCAUGGACGAAAUCAAUGCGGUUACCUCCUUGCACCGUGCCGCAAAGCUCUAUCGCGAGGACGAUGCCGGCCGAACCCCGUUGGACAUGGUUCAUCGCCACGCGGGCUUCUUGUGCUUGCUCGAGCUGACAGAGCACUUCGCUGCAAAAUGCCGAGCCCAGCAAAUUGCCAAUGCUCUCUGGGCCUUCGCUGUACUGCUCUUCCGGCAAGAGCGGAUACUUUGCUUACUCUGCAAGUACGCAGCAGCAAGGCUUGCCAUGUUCUUGCCGCAGAACGUCUCCAACUCUGUUUGGGCCUUGGGCACGGUCGGAUAUCCGCACGACGAACUGCUGGAUCUCGUUCCAGCGCAUGUAGCAGCAAACAUCCGGGACUACAGCCCCCAAGAUUUGUCGAACACCUGCUGGGCCUUUGCACGCUUGCAGAAGCCCUGUGAUGCACUUUUUCGUGCGAUUCUAGCCGAGUCGUUGGUCCAGCUCUGGAGAUUCCAGCCCCAGAACAUGUCCAACUUGAUCUGGGCCUGUGCGACCGUUCUGUAUAAGGACGAGGCUGCAAUGCGGAGCAUUGCCAGCUUUGCAGCGACUCGGGCAGCUGAGUUUGGCACCCAGGAGCUCUCCAACUUCACCUGGGGGCUGGCUACACUGGCCAUUCUCUGUGAGGAUUGGAUGGAGGAGAGUGGUGGGGAAAUGACAAAACGAUCCAGAGAUUGCGUGCCGCAGGACCUCUCGAACACUUUGUGGGCAUACGGCACACUGAAGCACAAGCGAAACGAGCACAUGCGUGCGAUCAACUGGGAGGUGAUGCGCCAGAUUGAAUGGUUCUCCCCACAGGGAUUGUCCAAUGUGAUAUGGGGCCUCUCCGCCAUAGAGUACCGAGAUAUCAAAGCUUUAACAUGUAUCAGCGAGGAGAUCAUACGUCGCCCCAUGGACCAUCUGACGCCGCCAGACAUCUCCACCUUACUGUACAGCUUUGCAGUGCUCGCGUGGUCCCACGAAGAUGCAUUGCUGAAGCUGCGACGAGCCGUGCGUUUGAAGAUUUCCCAAUUUGCCUCCCGGGACGUGGCCAACGUAUCCUGGGCCAUGGUCACCUUAUCUCAUCGGGACGACAACAUAUUCCGUAUGCUGAUGGAGAAGGCAGAGCUUAUGAUUCCAGAGUUUACAAUUACAGGUCUGUGUAACAUUGCCUGGGCGUUCGUGCGUUUUGGCUUGAAUGUACCACCUGGUGUCGCUCGGGGCAUCGCGCACGAGACCCUCACACGAGGAGACGAGGUCUUUGAAGAGCCUGGCGAUGCUGUGCUGCUCUCGGAUGCAGUUUGCAGCGAGUGGGGCUGCCACGUUCCGCAUGAGAUCUUCGACCAAUGCGAUGCAAUCGGGCGUCAGCCGUAUCAUGAGGUUUUGGAAUUUUUUCAGGACUUCGACAACAUCCCGUCGAUCAACUGCAGCCAAGUGGAAUCCGAGAGAUAUCAGCACAGAGUUACAGGCUUCAAGACCAUUCAGCUUGGUCGGAGACUGACAUGCGAGAUGUUGCGCAAGUUCAACAUGCUGGAGGAGAAUCUGGAGAUGUGCCGACCGCUGCGGCAGUUGCGCGAAGACUGGUUGCUGAAAGGUAUCCAGGCCGCGUACGAAGCUGAUCCGACAGAUGCGACAAUGAAGCACAAAACGACCUGCGCGUGGACACUUUCCAGUGGUCCCGGUGAGCAGACAGACGCAAGAGUUGUGGCAAGCGGAACAGCUAUGGAUGAGCCCAUCAGGUUUGUGGCGUGCGUCGUCGAGCACCCACGUUCCAACGACGCAGAGUUUCAAGUGUUGAACAAAGCCGCAGACCGGCUCUUGAGAAGCCCUGCUGGUGCUGGCAGUGAGGCUACAUUGCGCUUCGACGUCAGUGAGAUUCCUUGUCUUUCGUGCAUGGGAGCUCUUCGGCAAUUUCAGAAGUCCUUCCCUCGCGUUCGCAUGAGAGCUUCUUUCAGCAUACGCAAGGUUAUGGAAGUCUGCAAAGAUUGUUCCCAUGACAUCGAUCGGCAGUUGGUGAUACCACCACGACAGCCGACGGACCUGCCAAAGCCCACGCUGGAGGAAGUGCUGGAAAACCGUGGUCGUGGUCGGCCUGCCGCGGCACCGCAGGCCCCGGCCGCCACUGCCCCGCAGCGCCGGCACCUGCGGCGGCCUUUGGGAACGACCGCCGCCAGGGCCAAGGAGUCAGCUCCAGAGCUCGAAAAAGCAAAGCCAAAGCCGUACCCCCCGUCUGUGCGAGUCUUGCAGCCUGAUCCGGACACGAUUACACAGGAGGCACCGCUUUCUCGUCCCGUUUCCGUAUAUGAUCAGCUGAAGCAAAGGGACUGGGCGCAGGUCCAGGUGACCAAAGAUGCACAAAAGCAGAACAAGCUGAAGGCUUCCGCGACGACGAAAGCAGCCCAUUUCUUCGGCGAGAGGGCUUUGAUGAGCAACGAGCCCCGUGCAGCCACCAUCACGGUGGUGUCCAACGAGGCGAAGGUCUUGGUUCUGGACCGCGUGGCCUUCAAUUUACUGCUAGGGCCUCUGGAGGACAUCAUCAAAGCGCAGGAAGAGGGUCAGAAGAGGUCUUCGGCGCUUGGCAAAGGCGGACCUGGUACUGAAAAGAGGCGGAAGCAGGACAGGAUCCAACGCAAGGACUUGGUUCGCCUAGGCCUACUCGGCUGCGGUGGUUUCGCCUCUGUGGAGCUCUGGGAACACAGGGACACAAAAGAAACCUAUGCAAUGAAGUGUGUCUCCAAAGGGUACAUUGUCAAAAUGGGCAUGCAGCAGAGCAUCUUAAACGAGAAGAACAUUCUCAUGAUGACGAACUCUUUCUUCGUCAUCAAGUUGUUCGAGUGCUUCAACGGGAGCCAGACACUGUAUUUCCUUCUUGAAGCCGCCUUGGGUGGUGAGCUCUAUGCAACCUACAACCGGAAAGGUCUCCAUGGGAGCGAGAAGCAUGCAAAGUUCUACAUUGCAGGCACAGUCUGCGCACUGGCUCAUCUGCAUGACAGACGCAUCAUCUACCGAGACCUGAAACCUGAGAAUCUGCUGCUCAACGAGUCUGGGCAGCUGAAGCUCACGGACAUGGGUCUCGCAAAGUUCGUCGUUGGGAAGACGUUCACGACGUGCGGGACUCCGGACUACUUUGCUCCAGAGCUCAUCUCCUCGUCCGGGCACACGAUUGCGGUGGAUUGGUGGACGCUUGGAAUUCUGCUUUUCGAGUUUAUGGCUGGACAUCCUCCCUUUGAGUCGCCGACACCAGUGGAGACGUACUCGAAGGUCAUGAAAGGUAUUGGGAAGGUGAAGAUGCCGCCGAAGUGCCAAGGGGCCAUCGGCGACCUGAUCAAAGGUCUGCUCAAGAAGGAGCCCAGCGAGCGUCUACCAAUGCGACCUGGCGCAAUCCAAAACGUCAAGGAUCACAAGUGGUACGUUGGCUUCAACUGGGAAGGCAUGGAAAGCCAGAAAUUGGAUCCUCCAUACAAGCCGAUCGUCAAGAGCAGCUUGCACCCGCAUUGA